UUUUUUAAAUGUUUCUCUAUGACUUCAACAACACCAGCAACAAAAAUAAAUGCAAUUUUAGCUAUUGAUGUUGGCACAACAAAUUUAAAAAUUUGUAUUUUCUCAAGUGAUAAAUGUAAAUUGGUGUGUAGCAGAACUGAAGAGUUUCUGAUGUGA
This is a messenger RNA of Meloidogyne enterolobii, 156 nucleotides long. NCBI's taxonomy places the organism in Eukaryota, Metazoa, Nematoda, Chromadorea, Rhabditida, Meloidogynidae. The record is from the annotation of a GenBank genome assembly.